AAGUGUUAUAUUAUCUCAGCUGAGACUGAGUUGAGGACUAGGAUGAUAAGGUUACACACGUCUCUCAUAAUAUAAGUAAACAUGAGGAGCAGGAGCAACUCUGGCGUAAGGCUUGACUACUAUCAUCGCAUAGUAUACCGGACUAUCCUAAGACAUCAAGAUGCGGUGACUGGACUCCUGCCGGCUAGCAAUGAAAACCACCAUGCUUGGGUUCGUGAUAACCUUUAUUCCAUAUUGGCUGUUUGGGGGUUAUCCAUGGCAUACAAAAAGAAUGCAGAUCUGGAUGAAGAUAGGGCUAAAACCUAUGAACUUGAACAGAGUUGCGUAAAGUUGAUGCGUGGGCUCCUGACGUGUAUGAUGCAGCAAAAGGACAAGGUUGAGAAAUUUAAGCAUACUCAAGCACCUAUUGAUUCUCUUCAUGCCAAGUAUUCGUCUAAGACUGGUCAAGCUGUAGUGAGGGAUAAUGAGUGGGGUCACUUGCAGAUUGAUGCUACAUCUUUAUUCUUACUUGUUUUAGCUCAAAUGACAGCUUCUGGGUUACAGAUUAUUUUCAACCUAGAUGAGGUUUCCUUCAUACAGAAUUUGGUCUUCUAUAUUGAGUCAGCAUACUGUAUCCCAGAUUAUGGGAUAUGGGAACGAGGAGACAAGACUAACCAUGGGCUACCAGAGUUGAAUGCCUCCAGUAUUGGCCUUGCCAAAGCUGCAUUGGAGGCUAUGAAUGAACUUGAUUUGUUUGGUGCUCGUGGUGGCCCAGCGAGCGUCAUCCAUGUUUUAGCUGACGAGGCUCAGAAGUGCCAAGCUGUGCUGCAGUCAAUGCUACCACGUGAGAGUACCAGCAAGGAGGUGGACAGCAGUCUUCUUGCUGUGGUCAGCUUUCCAGCAUUUGCUGUAGAUGACCCUUUGCUUAUUAAGACAACUAAAAUGACUAUACAGAACAAGUUACAAGGCCGUUAUGGAUGUAAGAGAUUCUUGAGGGAUGGUUAUAAGACUGCUAAAGAGGAUGGCAACCGGUUGUAUUACGAACCAUGGGAACUUAAGGUAUUUGAGAAGAUUGAAUGUGAGUGGCCGCUCUUCUUCUGCUACUUUAUCCUUGAUUAUUGUUUUCAAGGUGACGAUGAGGCUGUUAAGGAGUAUGCUGAAGCUCUUGAAGAGUUAUUGGUAACCACAGACGAUGGCUUAAGGCUUGUGCCAGAGAUCUACUCGGUGCCUGCUGAGAAGGUGGAUGCAGAGUACCUUGAGCCAGGGUCACAAGAUCGUGUAGCUGUAGGCAAAUUACCUUUUAUGUGGGCUCAAAGUCUUUACAUCAUGGGUAGACUCCUCCAAGAUAAGUUCUUGGCAUGUGGCGAGUUGGAUCCUCUUAAUCGUCGUCUGGGCUCUGAGAAGAAGCCAGAUGUGGUCGUGCAGGUGGUGGUAUUGGCUGAAGAUUCCAGCAUUCAGGCCAAGCUCCAGGCUCUUGAUAUUCAGGUGCAGACCAUUACUGAAGUGGCACCCAUUGAAGUUCAGCCAGCCAGAGUGUUGUCAAAGUUAUAUGCUCAUCUUGGCCGUAACCAGAAGCUUGGGCUUUCAGGACGUCAGAGCCGUGAUGUGGGUAUUCUCUCCACCAGUAAACUUUAUUCUCUUCAAGACAGAAUCUUUGCAUUUACUCCUCAGAGUGUGGACACAGAGGAGUGGUACGUCAUGCAUGAUGCAAACCUGCUAUGCUAUUAUUUGAAGUCGCAUAUGGCCUUCCUGAAGGAGACGUGGUUCAGCUCUAUGCUUGGCAGACCCACCAUUACUUUUCUUGUUCAGUCAUUUAUGUUAGAAGACGGAAAAAUUCCUCCUGCCAUGAUCUCAACGUUGAAGAAGCUAAAAAGUGGAUACAUAAAUGGUACAAGGGUAUCAUUGGGUAAGAUGCAAGAGUUCCUGAAUACAUCCUGUAUCACGAGCCUUAACUUCCUCAAUGAUACGGAGGGUGGAUUUCCUGACAGCCUCAAAGGAGAGGUAAAGGAGUAUCUAGAGAAACAGAUGAGGGGAUCUCUGACAUGGAGAAGGGCCGACCUUGUACGAAUGUCAAACAGGUUUAGUCAGAGAACCACCCGGGAUCCUGCUCGCCGUAAGAUCUCGGUAGCACUGAGAGGAACAAUUCGUAAAUCCCGCUCCUUGUUUGUAGAUGAUGACAAAGAUGUGGAAAAUUUCUGCGAGUGUCGGAAACUUCUGGAAAACCUUGCUGAUCAUCACUUUGGAGAGGCACCUCCAGUUGUGUCUCGUCGGGGAUCAGUUGCGACUUCUCCUACGGGAGAGUAUGGACCUCCUAUAUUGGAAGUGUCAAUUCCAGCCACACCAACACGUAUUACCCCUCCAUUAUCUUCUCGUUCACGAUCCCCAUCUCCAGAUAAAGAAGAUCUGUGGGAAUCCAUGGUUAGACACAGGCUGGCUUCAGACGCAGUUUACGAAAAUGUGGAUUUCGAGGAGUUACUACUGCAGAUGCGGGAGGCAGAAUCGCUGGAGGAACAGGGAGACAUCCUGCAUUAUCUGGUUGUGCAGUUUGGUCUGGGCCAUGAGACAGGUUCAGUGAUUGAAGGUCAGCCAGUGACGGUGAAGGACCUACUCAAGGACCUGUAUGAGCGUGCCUGCCACAUUAAACACUGGGCACUUGUUCGCCACACUGCUGGCAUGCUGGGUAAGCGUGUAGAAGACUUGGCAAAAGCUGUCACUGAUCUUUUAGUGCGACAGAAGCAAGUAACGGUUGGCUUACCACCACAAAAUGAAAUAACUAUCACUGCACCCCUUCCGUCAUCUGAUUUGAGAAUUCUGAUCCAUCAGGCAUAUGGAGCAGAUGAAUCUACUGCUAUGCUAACUCAAGAGUUAUUAGUGUAUUUGGCAAUGUUUAUCCGCACCGAGCCAAGCCUUUUCCAUGAGAUGCUGAGGUUACGUGUGGGUCUCAUCAUUCAGGUGAUGGCCUCCGAGUUAGCACGGACCAUCAAAUGUGCCGCAGAUGUGGCGUCUGACCAUUUACUUAACCUGUCUCCUUUUGAAAUGAAGAACCUUCUACAUCAUAUCAUGUCUGGAAAAGAAUUCAACAUUGGCUCAGUCAUACACAUUCGUGAAGGAUUGCUUGCAAAUGCUCGUAGCGGGACAUUCUUCAUCAGCAGCCGCUCAAGCAAGCUCGGCAAGGGAGGGUUGCAUGCUGAGAAGAAAAGCACAAUAGGUAGUUUCUUGGGUUCGACAACAGCAGAUGGAAAAUCGGAUGAUAUUGAGAACGAUCGACAUGGUCAGUGGCUGAGGCGUCGCAGGUUAGAUGGAGCUCUCAACCGUGUUCCACGCAACUUUUAUCCUCAAAUCUGGAAGAUCCUAGAGAAGUGUCAGGGAAUCAACAUAGAAGGCAAAGUAAUUCCACAGAGUCUUACUCAAGAGAUGACACCAGGUGAAUUGAAGUUUGCAUUAGAGGUUGAGACUGUUCUAAAUACCAUCCCACAGCCAGAAUAUAGACAACUAGUUGUUGAGGCUUUAAUGGUCCUUUCGCUCGUUCAAGAAUACCAUAAUACCGAAUCUCUUGGCGAUAUUGUAUCAGCACAAGACAUCGUGCAUGUGGCUAAUAACAUUUUCUUAUCAGAUCAGAAACAGCAAGAUGGUGAUGCAACAUUAUGCUGUGCUCGGGAUAAACGAGAGCCUGGUGUGGGAGGUGGACUGUCGUGUGGUGGUGCUGCGUACAUCUGUCUACAUUUCUAUGAUAGUGCUCCCUCAGGAAGCUAUGGAACUAUGUCCUAUAUGAUCAGAGCAGUUGUUUCUACUCUAACAUGUUUCCCACAAGACGGAGACUUGGACUGCACUGUCAGUUGAACAGUAAAAUAUGUUAGUAGCACAAAUGCAGUCUUGAUAAAGUUAUAAAAGUAUAUUGCACUUAGUAAAGCUAUCCCAUAUAUGUAGACGAUGAGUCACAAUAACAUGACUGAAGUAUAUUGACCAGACCACACACUAGAAGGUGAAAGGACGACGACGUUUCGAUCC
This is a messenger RNA of Procambarus clarkii (red swamp crayfish), 3987 nucleotides long. The record is from RefSeq and is a predicted model, not a curated record. NCBI's taxonomy places the organism in Eukaryota, Metazoa, Arthropoda, Malacostraca, Decapoda, Cambaridae.